AGAGGGAGCUCCUGGAAAGGGCAGGCUUUCAUUCAGUAGAGAAACAUGUGCACUUCUCCCCACAUCCAGUUUCUGUAAACCCAGAGCCGAGAACAGUAUUGAUCACUGGCUUUCAAUGAGAGGAUUAAUGGGAAUUCACACAAGGGCUUGGACGUUUACCGGUGCACAAUUGGAACUUGGUGUUGCUGCAUAAUGGGCUACAAAGCGACAUCCAUGCGUUGUGUCUUAAGAUGCCUGUGCUUCGUGCUUCUCCAUUGGUUUGGUGCAGCUCAAGAUGACGACAUAAGAAGUUGUAGGACCGCGCCGUGUGAUCUGGUCUUCAUUCUAGACGGCUCAUGGAGUGUUGAAGACGUCAACUUUGAAAUAGUGAAGCGAUGGCUUGUGAACAUAACGACAAGCUUCAACAUUGGACAGAAGUUUACCCAGGUUGGAGUAGUCCAGUACAGCGAUGACCCCGUUUUAGAAAUACCUCUGGGGAAGUACUCCUCCAACAAGGCCCUCAUCAAGGCGAUGGAGUCCAUCGAGUACAUGGGGGGAAACACAAGGACAGGGACAGCCAUCAAGUUUGCUACAGACAAACUGUUUGGCCUCUCUGAGCGCGGCCCAGCUGGUGUUUCCAGAAUUGCUGUUGUCCUCACAGAUGGGAAGUCUCAAGAUGAGGUUCUAAAAGCAGCCGAGGCAGCAAGGAAAAAAGGAGUAAUUCUGUUCGCGAUCGGUGUCGGGUCAGAGACAGAGGAGGCCGAGCUGAAGGACAUUGCAAACAAGCCAUUUUCUACUUAUGUCUUCUCGGUUGAGGACUAUCGAGCCAUUUCCAGGAUUAUACAGGUCAUUCGACAGAAACUGUGUGAAGAGACGGUCUGUCCAGCCAGAAUUCCUGUAGAUUCCCGCGAUGAGAAGGGCUUCGAUAUCCUCCUCCAUUUAAAUUUGGCUAAAAAAGCUAAGAAGACACAAGGGGCUUUUUACGGCACCAAGGCCUAUGAAGUGACGCCUCGUGUCGACUUGAGUGAAGCUACACGGACCCUUUUCCCUGAUGGCCUGCCUCCAUCGUACGUUUUCGUGGCCACGCUGAGGUACAAAGGAUCGGUGGCAAUAGAGGAGUGGGACCUGUGGAGAAUACAGUCCCGAGAUGGGAAACCCCAGAUGGCCGUGACUCUAAAUGGCGCGGACCGCACCGUCAUGUUCACCACAACCAGCGAGGACCCGAGUGGAACCCAGACUGUCACAUUUUCGCAGCAGACAGCUAAGCUGUUUGAUGAGAAAUGGCACCAGCUACGGCUGCUGGUCACCGAGGAGGACGUUACGCUUUACGUUGAUGACCUGGAAAUUGAAACCUUAUCACUGGAGCCCUCUCUUGGCAUCUUCAUCAAUGGAAAAACCCAAGUAGGAAAAUACGUCAGAAAGGAAACAACAGUGCCAUUUGAAAUUCAGAAGCUGCGCAUCUACUGCGACCCUGAGCAGAAUACGCGAGAGACUGCGUGCGAAAUACCUGGAGUUUGCUCCAAUAGCCCCGAAUAUGUGGAACCAACUCAAGAACCCUGUGUUUGUCCUCCUGGACCGCCUGGACUUCCGGGAAUGAAGGGAGAACAAGGAAGCACAGGUGUUCCCGGUCAGCCUGGACCUGCUGGUGCUGAUGGUAAGCCUGGUAUCCCUGGGCUUAGAGGAAAUCCAGGCCUGCCAGGUUCACCAGGGACGGAGGGACCUCGUGGACCGGUUGGGUACAAGGGCGAACAAGGGAGGCCCGGUGUUUCGGGUGAGAGGGGCGUGCCUGGAAUACCAGGAUUGCCUGGAAAGCCAGGAGACAAGGGCUCACUGGGAUCGCCUGGAAUAGCAGGUUUACCGGGAACGCCAGGUCAAGUGGGAGAAAAAGGAAGUAUGGGACCUCCUGGGCCGUCUGGUUACCCGGGCAAACCUGGCCUACCUGGACGGGAAGGAAAGGAUGGAUUACCGGGGAGGUCCGGCCAAAAGGGAGAAGCUGGAGCCAUUGGCAUUCCUGGUGCUGACGGAAGACAAGGCCAUCCUGGUUUGCCUGGAUUGCCAGGAAUUGAAGGCCAUGAUGGACAAAAGGGGGAAGUAGGCGAGCCUGGACCGAGGGGCUUCAAAGGAUCAACUGGACCACCUGGUGAAAUAGGAUUACCUGGUACACCUGGUUUAAAAGGACCAGCUGGACUCAAGGGGAAUAAGGGUGAAAGUGGAAGUCCAGGCCUAAAAGGAACACCAGGGGUUGCGGGGAUUGCAGGGGUACCAGGAACAGCAGGUCAGCCAGGGCACCCGGGCAUGCCAGGCCCAAAGGGAAGCAAGGGACAAAGGGGGAAUACAGGUGAAAGAGGAGACAUGGGAGUGAAAGGCGAGCCAGGAGAGCCCGGUCGGCCUGGUGCUCAUGGAUCCACUGGUCCGGCGGGAACGAAAGGAGAGAAAGGGACAGCAGGGGACCCGGGGCAGAGAGGUCAGGAGGGUCAAGCAGGGCGGCCUGGACAGCCAGGGCAGUCGGGACCACCUGGCCAACGUGGGAUGCAGGGGGACCCUGGCCUUCCUGGCCCACCUGGACCUGAAGGAAGAUCUACAAGUGAAAUGUCGGACAAUCACAUUCGGCAAAUCUGCAGAGAGAUUCUUCAGGCUGAGUUGCCUUUAUUGUUGCUGAGCAACCAGCAGGGUAGUUGUACGAGAUGUCAAAGCCGGCCUGGAUCUCCUGGUCCACCAGGUCCAACAGGACCCCAGGGACUGAGGGGUCUUACUGGACUUAGUGGCUCUAGGGGACAGCCGGGCCUCCCUGGUCGGCCAGGGCACCCUGGGAUGAAUGGGCUCAAAGGAGAACCAGGUUUCAAAGGUGAUAGGGGGAGUCCUGGUCGGGUCACGCAAGGAGACCAAGGGCCACCCGGACUUCCAGGUCCAAUGGGUCCCCCUGGGUACAGUAGAGCAGGUCCUCCAGGUAAGCCUGGAUCACCUGGUCUAAACGGAGCAGAGGGUAAAAGUGGUAAUCCUGGCAUCCCUGGAGAGCCUGGGGUGUGCGAUCCAUCCAUGUGCUAUGGUAGCAUGAUGAGGCGGGACCCUUACAGCAAAGGCCCAAACUAUUGACGUGAUGCAGUGUCACUGCAGGCGCCGGUCUAGAGCUGAUAUGGAGCAAACAGCCAUUCUCAGGAAGAUCUCAUCUUUACAGUUACUCUCUGUCACGGAAACAAAACGUACCUCUUCUGACACCUGUUAGUGUUCUCAGUCAGCAUCACAGUUUCUCUGAUGGUAUUUUGUAUUAUUAUUCAGAUGUCUUUGAACAUGCUUUGAGGUUUGAUGGUGUUAAAACAACUGAUGACUGGCUCCAUUGAAUACCUCUCAUCAGAGAAUCUUGAACUCUUGUUCUUCGCUCUUGUACAGUAUCUCGGUGUGGCUGGUACACUUUCCUAUACUGCCCCCUGGUGUUGCUUCGCUGCAUGUCGCUCUUUCCAUUUUCUCUACACAUUGGGGUUGGUGCUAUUAUGUUAAGAAAAACUCGAGUAAUGUUACUUAUUAAUUACAUGUGUAUUGAAUCAUUUUCUUGAAAUGUAUUUCUGAAAUUGGCACAAAACUGUGAGUCUGACUUCCCCUGAUUAUGAGCCUGUCUUCUUAAAGCAUUCAGUUUGACUGUUGAGCAUAAAAACCUUCUACAGCAGCUAUCAUCAUGUAUCGCCCACUCUAAAUUAACACUUCCCCCUCCUCAUACCACAAUACUCAUUCAUUCACAUGUCAUAUUUUUAUACUUAAGUAGGAUGUAAAAUGUUUAAGGAUUCGCCGUCUGUGAACAUGCUGACGUUUCAGUUCUUACAUUUAAUGUCACCUAUGGUCCCCCGGGCUUGCCCUUUUAUUACUGUAGCAGGCAUUUCAUUGUUAUUUAUAAAAGAUUAACUGUGUAUUUCAGCAGUGACAUGUCUUAAACGGCUUUUGUAAUUUCAUGGUUUUGUUUGGUUAAGGUGACUUUUGUAUGUUUUUUUUUUUUCAAUCAUUAAGAAUUAAAAUAUCUUAGUGAUUUGUGGA
Mugil cephalus (flathead mullet) is the source of this 4002-nucleotide messenger RNA. RefSeq names its product collagen, type XXI, alpha 1 (gene col21a1). Lineage: Eukaryota; Metazoa; Chordata; Actinopteri; Mugiliformes; Mugilidae. The transcript is spliced from 29 exons. The record is from RefSeq and is a predicted model, not a curated record. The coding region runs from base 193 to 3072 and encodes 959 amino acids.